AUGGGGAUUACCACACAACUUGUGCAAAGUAUUCUUUUUGGAGAAAUGUGCAUGUUCACGUUUAUGCUGCUUCCGAUAUCAAAGAACCUCAAAAAGAGAAUGAUAAGGCUUUUUCCAACGUCGAAGCUUUACAGAGGGUUUCUUCAUAUAAUCUAUGUUCUGUUUGCAAUGAUACUCAUAAUGUUUGUGGACUCGGCAUAUAAGAUCUAUACGGGAGAGGAUCACAUCAAUCCUUUCGUACUAUACCAGGCAGAGAGAAACAUGUAUCUGACGGGAUUUACCUUGUUUCUGGGAAUUAUAUUUCGGAUGUUCACUAGAACGAUGUGCCUGCUCUUUAAAGAAGAGGAGUCUGCACAUCUCCUCAGGAAGCAGUCGAUGAAUCAGAAGAAAUAUGUUGAGAAGAUUUUGGAAGAAAAUACAAAGAAAAGCGAAAAGAUAGAGGAAUUGGAAGCAGAGAUUGGAGAUCUGAAGAAAAAGAUUUUGUCUGGAGACAUCUUGAUAAAGCAGCUGAAGAACAACCAAAACGAGUAUUUUAGCCUUCUAGACAAAUACAACGGACUGAGGGAGCAGAUGCAAAUGGAGUCUAAGAAAUCUAAAUAA
Molecule: messenger RNA, 600 nt
Organism: Encephalitozoon intestinalis ATCC 50506
Lineage: Eukaryota; Fungi; Microsporidia; Unikaryonidae
Product: B-cell receptor-associated protein 31-like protein
Exons: 1
Coding region: 1-600 (199 amino acids)
Biological process (GO): endoplasmic reticulum to Golgi vesicle-mediated transport; intracellular protein transport
Cellular component (GO): endoplasmic reticulum; endoplasmic reticulum membrane
Source: RefSeq, a predicted model, not a curated record